This is a messenger RNA of Gamsiella multidivaricata, 1997 nucleotides long. RefSeq names its product serine carboxypeptidase S28-domain-containing protein. The record is from RefSeq and is a predicted model, not a curated record. Gene Ontology annotation, biological process: proteolysis. NCBI's taxonomy places the organism in Eukaryota, Fungi, Mortierellomycota, Mortierellomycetes, Mortierellales, Mortierellaceae. Gene Ontology annotation, molecular function: dipeptidyl-peptidase activity; serine-type exopeptidase activity. The transcript is spliced from 3 exons. Bases 353 to 1849 code for a protein of 498 amino acids.
CUUCGUUAGGGCGCAUUGUAAUAGCUUGAAGCUAUGUCGUCAGUGCGAACUAGCUGCUUUUCAUCUCCUCCCUCGCCUCAUAGCGGCAUUCGACACACACCGUGAACAACUUAAUCCUUUCUGGCUUCUUCUGCGGCUCUUGAUUCCUCCCUCGACAUGUUUCUCGCUUGAACAACGAUAUGAACCACCAUCAUCUCUCGAAACAGGACCAUCGCCACCGCCUUUUCAUCUAUUUCAUCAAGAACACCGGCCAACUCGACCUACGGACCGUCUGUAACUUGACAAUAACCAACAACAACACCAGCGACCACUCUUUUUUCUUUUUCUUUUCUUAUUGAUAGUCGCCAAAUAAAUGACGCAAACUUUAUCGUUUCUCCUCCUGGCCUGUGUGACACUUCUCUAUUUAGCGAUAGCCACACCACAAUUCACACAAGCAUCCGUCCUUCCAAGAACCGGAUACAGACGUCCUCACCAUGUCCUUUCUUAUUCGCAAGCAAACAAGGAACGGGACGAUAAUGGAGAACGAAAGCCGCUUAUUCAAGAUGUGGAAACAGUACCCAUAACUGCUAAUAUCCUGCGUGACAGUCCGAAGAGCCAUCAUCUCCCUUCAAGUAAAGAUCCUGUUCGAGUCGAAGAGCCUUUCAUGAACCAGCAGUCGUCUACAUUGGAGCGAGGUCACCCCAUGUCGAUAAAGAACCACCACAUGACGCGAUCCCCAUUCAUCAAGACCCUAGGCUUGCGACACAAAUCAACAAUGAGCUGGGACAUGAGAGCGAGGGCAGAGAACCAGGCGCAGUGGAGUACUUUCAGGCGCCAGUUCGAAACAGGACGACCGAGUGACCGCAUUGCCGACAACGAAGCAGGUGUCGCAGAGGGACAACAUUCAUUAACUGAAGCCUUGGCUACAGAUGGUUCAGUCGUAGUGGUUGCCAGUGGCGAUGGUGAUAGCGAAGUCACUCAAAAUGAGUUUGUAGAAGAAGCAGCGACUGAGGAAGAGCAGGAUGGUCCUGGAAAUUAUUAUUUCCGCCAAGUGCUGGAUCAUUUUUCAGGAUCGAACAACCUAGCUGUACCCAAGUCCUCGCCUUUGCAGUCUCUCCUAGGAUCCUCGAAUAACAACAACACGUUCCGACAAUAUUACUAUAUCAACAGCGAGUUUUAUAAACCAGGUGGUCCGAUCAUUCUGUGGAUACCAGGGGAGAGCCCGCUACAUACGCUCUUUCUCCGUCGUGGCCUCGCCUACGAACUUGCCAACGCAACUUCAGGUUUGCUCGUCGCAUUAGAGCAUCGGUUCUACGGCAGUUCUAUACCGAGGUUCCAGGACUCUUCCACUGCUGCCAAUAAUAUCAUAUCCGAUCAUAAAGUCCGACAGGAGACCGAAAAUAAUAUUGGAUCAAGAAGAAGCGUCUGGGGAUCAUCCUCAGUGGCACGAACCCAUCCAAGGACUACCUCUGCCCGAGCAUCCGAUACAGAGAUCAAAGGUGACGGCGACGGUUCCGACGGCAGCGCCGACAAUACUUCAAUGAGAAACAGCAGCAAAGGCCAUGGUAACAAGGGUAACCAAGAAGAAAUGGAGGGUUUACCGCUAGAUUUGCUAAAGUACUUGACCGUCGAUCAGACCAUCGAGGAUAUCGCGUCCUUUAUAGACCAUUUCUCAAUCCUACAACCAUCUUUCUAUCCCGCGGACGAAGAAGAUACCGCAGAAAUGCGCUGGAUCCUUGCAGGUUGCUCGUAUGGUGGAAGCCUCGCAGCCUGGGCCCGACGGAGAUACCCAUCAAAAGUCUUUGCAGCCUUUGCAUCCUCUGCACCCUCAAGCAUCUUUCACAUCCAGUCAAACAAUCAAGGAGGUUAAAAGGGAGGCAAGGGAGGCAGCCAAACUUGAAGUUCUGAACUGGUUUAGCCCAGACUUUGCACACGACUACGCUCAAGAGGGAGAGGAGGUUCAUGCGGCAGGAUGGAUCUGGUGGACGGUGGCCAGUGCGGUCCAGUAUAAUGGCAUC